Messenger RNA from Crotalus tigris (Tiger rattlesnake), 1777 nucleotides. Its product is annotated as diencephalon/mesencephalon homeobox protein 1-B-like. NCBI's taxonomy places the organism in Eukaryota, Metazoa, Chordata, Lepidosauria, Squamata, Viperidae. The transcript has 4 exons. The record is from RefSeq and is a predicted model, not a curated record. Gene Ontology annotation, molecular function: DNA-binding transcription factor activity, RNA polymerase II-specific; RNA polymerase II transcription regulatory region sequence-specific DNA binding. Gene Ontology annotation, biological process: regulation of transcription by RNA polymerase II. The coding region runs from base 15 to 779 and encodes 254 amino acids.
UCGACCUUGGAAAGAUGGAAGGCUGGGCCAACCUUGAGCAGGCAAAGAGAGCAGACAUGAUGUACUACCUUCAUGGAGCCAUUGCUUAUCCACUUCCUGCCUUCCCAUCCCUGGGGUACAACCUGCAGCCCCCUCAACAAACACUGGAGGGUUAUACUUUGCCUUCGACUCCUGGGACUCAGCCCUCUGCUUCCUGCAGGGUCCUCACGGCAGACCAUUUGGCAGCCCUGUUGCUGGACCUGCCCUAUGGACACUCCCAGAAACGACGGAGGAGCCGUACAGCUUUCACCGAAGAACAAUUGGAGGCUCUGGAGAACACUUUCAAAGAGACCCAUUACCCAGAUGUGAACACUAGGGAGCGCCUGGCCAUGUCUGCCAACCUACCUGAAGCUCGAGUUCAGGUAUGGUUCAAAAAUCGCCGAGCAAAAUUCCGCAAGGGCCAACUUGGCUUGGCAAAGAAACCAAGGUCAAUUGCUUUCCUAGGGACAACUGGGGAAGGAAGAAGACAAAAUGCCGAACAAUGGUGCCGUGUGAAGAUGUCUUGGAUCCAACCAGCCUCGGUGACCAGAGUGCUGGAAAGAAAACAGUGUGUGGUGUCCAUUACAAAAGAGAGCAUGACUACUUUUCCAUACUACUUCCCAGGGGACAGUUCAACAUCUCCUGGCAUUUUUCCCUCCCUUGGCCCAACAUUACUCUGCAAAGAGCUCCAGAAAAGUCAGGAUUUAGGAUUGUGCUAUGGAUCAACCUGGCUCUUGCCAGCUUAUUGGCCAACUGCAUAGUUGCAAACGCCUGUUUUUCCAACAUGUGUGUAGAGAUAGUUUAAUCCCUCCCCAUCGGCUAUGAGGCCCAGCCCUUCAGCACCUUUAGAUUUGUCAUUAGAUAAUAUAUGAAGCUCAUCACACCCACACAGCAAAAUGGGAAAGGCAAAUUAGAAAGAUACAAAAGGGAUGGUUUGGAAAGGCCAUCUGGGCAAGGAAAAGCAACAGUGGUCUUCCCUAACUUGGAGUCAUCCAGAUGUGUGGGCCAGUAGAUGGGUUGGAACUGCUGUCCCAUUACUUCUGGACCCAGAAGCCCAAGAAUAUGCACCAGCCAACUUGAGAGGGUAUCUUCAUGAAUCCCAUCCUGGUGGUAAUAUUGUCCAUUCACCCUCUGAUCAGUCAACUAACUCACCAUCCUAUAAAACAGAGGCAUCCAACCUUGGCAACUUUAAAAUCUGUGCACUUCAACUCCCAGAAUUCCCCAGAUAGCGUGGCAGGCUGAGGAUUUCUCUGGAUUGAAUCCACAGGUCUUAAAGUUGCCAAGGCUGGAUAACCCCGUUAUAAAGAUUUGUUUUGAGAGAAACCUAGUGAGUUUACCAGAUCCAGAAAGACAAACACCCUGAAAGACUUUAAGUCAGGGGUUCUCAACCUUGGCAACUUUAAGACUUGUGGACUUCAACUCCCAAAAUUCCUCAGCCAGCAAAGUGCCCACCUUUCUCUUAAACAAUUCUAAACAAUUCUCUUAAACAAUUCUAAAAAAAAAAAAAAAAGAGGGGGGGGGGGAGAUUGGCUAAUAUGCCUGAAGACAAAAUGUUAAUUAUAUAACCUAAUGUAUCUAUAGCAUCCUAUAAUUACAAUUGUAGCCCUAUGAACAGCUUACUAUACUAUUCCCCUUAAUUCUUGUACUAUGGUUUUAUGGCUGAAAUAUCUUCUAUAGCAGUAGUUCUCAACCUGUGGGUCGGGACCCCAUUUGGGGUCGAACGACCAUUUCAUGGGGGUCGCCAAACAACGCAGUCUGC